This is a messenger RNA of Acanthochromis polyacanthus (spiny chromis), 7343 nucleotides long. RefSeq names its product SMG7 nonsense mediated mRNA decay factor (gene smg7). The transcript is spliced from 23 exons. The coding region runs from base 107 to 3718 and encodes 1203 amino acids. The record is from RefSeq and is a predicted model, not a curated record. Gene Ontology annotation, molecular function: protein binding; telomerase RNA binding; telomeric repeat DNA binding. Gene Ontology annotation, cellular component: telomerase holoenzyme complex. NCBI's taxonomy places the organism in Eukaryota, Metazoa, Chordata, Actinopteri, Pomacentridae. Gene Ontology annotation, biological process: nuclear-transcribed mRNA catabolic process, nonsense-mediated decay.
CCCCCUUCAGUGAGGCCCUGUGUGGGUCAGACAGGAACAAUAUGGCGCCGGGAGGAGUGUUAGCCUCUGGACCAGUCGUUGUCUGAAAGACUGGCGAUCCGGCAGGAUGAACCUCUGCGCCCAAUAUCUACGACAGGCAGAGGCCCUGAAGGCGGACAUGACAGAUUCGAAGCUAGGGGCGGCAGAGGUGUGGACGUCUCGGCAGGCCCUGCAGGACCUUUACCAGAAGAUGCUGGUGACAGACCUGGAGUACGCUCUGGACAAGAAGGUGGAGCAAGACCUGUGGAACCAUGCUUUUAAGAACCAGAUCACCACGCUGCAGAGUCAGGCCAAGAACCGAGCCAACCCCAACCGCAGCGAGGUCCAGGCCAACCUGUCGCUGUUUCUGGAGGCUGCCAGCGGCUUCUACACGCAGUUACUGCAGGAGCUGUGCACUGUGUUCAACGUGGACCUGCCGUGUCGCGUCAAGUCCUCCCAGCUCGGCAUCAUCAGCAAUAAGCAGAGCAGCACCAGCGCCAUCGUCACCCCGCAGCCCAGCUCCUGCUCCUACAUCUGCCAGCACUGCCUCGUCCAUCUCGGAGACAUAGCACGUUAUCGUAACCAGACCAGCCAGGCAGAGUCUUACUACCGACACGCAGCUCAGCUGGUUCCGUCAAACGGUCAACCCUACAACCAACUGGCCAUCUUAGCCUCCUCUAAAGGAGACCACCUCACCACCAUCUUCUACUACUGCCGCAGCAUCGCAGUCAAGUUCCCCUUCCCAGCAGCCUCCACCAACCUGCAGAAGGCUCUGUCCAAGGCUCUGGAGAGUCGUGAUGAGGUGAAAACCAAGUGGAGCGUGUCCGAUUUCAUCAAGGCCUUCAUCAAGUUUCAUGGUCACGUUUACCUGAGUAAGAGUCUGGACAAGCUGGAUGCUCUGAGGGAGAAACUGGAGGAGCAGUUUCAGAGGCUGAUUCUGCAGAAAGCCUUCAGCUCUCAGCAGCUGGUCCACAUCACUGUCAUCAACCUGUUCGAGCUCCACCACCUCCGAGACCUGACAGCCGACGGCAGCGAGCAGAGCUACAGCAGCGAGCAGCAGAUCAGCUGGUUCCAGCUGCUCGGCCUCUUCAUGUCCUUCCUCGGUGUGAUGUGCAGCCGUGUUCUCCUCAACAAGAACCGGGGCGAGGAGAUCAUGGGGGAGUGUCCUCUGCCGGCCAUCAAAGUGUCUCUGGACUGGCUCAAACUGAGGCCCAGCGUCUUCCAUGAGGCCGCCGUCGACAAGAGGCAGUACAUCUGGCCCUGGCUGGUGUCCAUCCUGAACAGUUUCCAGCCCAAGGAGGACGACGUGUCCUGUUCCUCAGUGAUGCCCCUGCCGGAGGAGUUUGAGCUCCAGGGUUUCUUGGCUCUCCGGCCUGCUCUGAGGUGUCUGGACUUCACCAAAGGACAUCAGGGUAUCCUGGUGGACAGGGACGGCCUGCCGGUGCACACCCGACACCAGAGACUCAUCAGUCUGGGAAAAUGGGUGGCCGACAACCAGCCGGGGCUGAUCCAGUGCAGAGUGAGUGAGGACGGCCUCCUCGUCUUCAUCACUGACAUUCCAGAGCAGGCCAUCGAGGAGCCGCAGGAGAAGGAGGCGCCGGUGCUGCAGGAGUCGUCCAAUGGCGAGCAGAUGCCCAACGAUGGCGGAAACUCCGGCCUGAAAUCGGUGCUGUCUGCGGGGAAGACGCAGAGCUCAUGGCCCGACAGCUGCGACCGGCCCGUCGUCACCUUCAAGGAGAACAUCAAACCCAGAGAGCAGAGCCGCGAGCCGACACGAAACCAUCACCAGAAAGACGGCGGCAAAGAGCGCCGAGAUUUCUGCAAAGGCAACGGCGCUGCUGGGAAAGGAGAGCUGAAGAGGGACGGCAAGAGGAAGAGCGAGCUGAAGAAAACCGGCCACGAGAAGGUUGCUGACGCCGGAAAACAGGUGAAGGCGCAGACGGAGCUGAGGAAGACUCCGGUGUCUGAGGCGAAGAAGACUCCUGUCACUCAAACUCAAACUACCUGCUCCUCCCAGUUCAUCCCCAUCCACCACCCUGGAGCCUUCCCACCACUGCCCAGCAGGCCCGGUUUCCCUCCAUCAGCCUAUGUGAUCCCUCCCCCGGUGGCGUUCCCGGGAAUCCAGGUGAAUCCCGGCUUCACCUUCUCCACCGGAGUGUCCGUCCCUGGACCCUUCCUCCAGCCGGCCGUCCACACCCAGGCGGGCACCCAGGUUCAGGCGGGGAAGCAGUCCCACAUUCCCUACAGCCAGCAGCGGCCGUCGGGGCCGGGGCCGGGUCAGGGGCCCGGGUCCUCGGGUCAGGGCCCAGGGCCGAUGAACCAGGGCCCCUCCCAGGCUCAGCAGCCUCAGGCCCAACCGCCGUCCCAGCAGGCCUUGCAGCAGUCGGUGCAGCUGCAGGUUCAAGCGAUGAGUCAGCAGCAGCAGUCGCCGACCAAACCGGUGCAGCAGGUCGGGAUGGGGAAGAGUCCACCUCACCACCCAGGACUGCAGCAGUACAUGCAGGUCCAGGACCAGCCGGCUCAGAUGUGGAACCAGGCCCAGGCUGCCCUGCAGAAGAUUCCUACCCUGCAGAUGUCCAUGAAGCAGCCUCAGCAGCAGCAGCAGCAGCAGGCCUUCUACAUGGCGGCUCAGGAUCCUCUGAAGCUGUACGAGCACCAGCUGCAGUCGCCUGCUCAGCCUCAGCUCUCCAACAUGGACAAGAAGCUCAAGUACCCCGAUGUGAAGAUGCAGGACUUCUACUGGGAGCCGUCGUACAGGAUGGGCGACGGCCUGGCUGUGAUGGCUGACAGGAUGAAGAGGCCUCUGCCGGGUGGUAUGUGUUCAGAGCAGGACGGCCCCGCCGGGCCCCGAGGACCCCCGUUUGAGGACAACAAGAGCUCGCCUCUUCUACCUCCUGACCUGUUAAAAACUCUAGCAGAUUUUGAGGAGGAGGAGGAGCUCGUCUUUACUAAGCCUCCUGAUUUCUUCCAGGCCUUGGCUGGCCCUCUUAGCACUGCUCCUGGACCAAAUAUAUUUCUGCCGAACCAGACCAGGAUGGAGAGCGGCCCCGAGGUCACCGGCCAGUCGUCUUCUCUGCUGCCCAUAUCUGGCUUCCCCAUGCAGGAGUACAACCAGAACAGCAUCUUCAGUCAGGCCUACGGCAAAAACCUGCCGCCCAGCUCUAAGCCCGACGCUCCCAUGAUGCACCAGGAGCCGUCGCUCUACUCGCUGUUCGAAGGGACUCCGUGGUCGCCGUCGCUCCCUGCCAGCUCAGACCACUCCACCCCGGCCAGCCAAUCCCCUCACUCCUCCAACCCCAGCAGCCUGCCAUCCUCCCCGCCAACGCACAACCACGGCGCCAUGCCCUUCUCCAACUUCGGCCCCAUCGGUACUCCGGACAGCCGGGACCGCCGGGUGAUGGACCGCUGGAAGGCUGACAAAACCGGAGCAGUCAGCGGCUUCGGUCUGGACUACCUGCCGGCUGCAGCCUCCUCUGCAGCUUCAGACACCAGCUGGCACCAGACCGGAUCGACCGGCAGCUCCUGGACCAAUCAGGAGUCUCCGAUGGAGGAGUCGUCCUCCACUGUGCUGCUCGACAGCCUCAAGUCGAUCUGGUCGAGCUCCAUGAUGCAGCCGGGCCCGUCGGCUCUGGAGCAGCUCCUCCUGCAGCAGAAGCAGAAGCAGCAGCGAGGUCACGGCACCAUGAACCCGCCUCACUGAACGUGCAGCCCGAGGCGGCGCUUUGUGUCCGGACGUCAACAAACCACCACCAGGAGAAAACGGAGGGGAAAAAAAACAGAAGUUUGACCGAAGACGAGCUCCAACUAAAAUGGGAUAUUAAACCGGCGAGAAACGGUGGAGGCUGGGGAGGCGACACGACCCCCCGACGAGGCUGAAUCACCACCCCCACCCCCCUCGGCUGUCGAGGAGCGGUGACGCACCUCCUGGAUCGGAGGGCGCGGCGGGAUCUCUUCAACCGCGGUGCCACGCGCUACGCUGCCGCCGGGUUUCCUUCAACCCGCGGAAAUCUGAACAUUGAGGAACACACCCCCCUCUCACCACCACUGAACCCCCCUGGUUUUGGACAGACGCCACAUCUCCACAACUCCUCUCUCAUCUGGAAGAACUUUCUUUGGAACAUAAAAAAAAAAAGAAAAGAAAUUUAGAAAAAAAUAAACCAACAACCUCCUGGACGUCUGCUGGGUUCUGACGGGGCGCCGGUUUUUAGCGUCUCCGCUGCCGCAGACUGAAGCGGGGCCGAGAGCGAGGACGGUGUGGCGGUCGUGUUCAGGGGGGAGGUCAGGUGAAGCACCGGGGGUCAAAAUAACAGACUGGACUUUCUGAUGUCUCCAUUCAUUUUCAUUACUGUGGAGGAAGAGGAGGAGGAAAGCUCUCUGUAGCUGAGUGGUUGAAAGAAGUGAAGGAGGAAGGUUUGGGUUACAGCUAUAUAAAUAUAUACAUACAUAUAUAUUGCCAUAGUUGGACUUUAAUCGGGCCUAUCUCUUAGCCGAGUUGUGAGAACCGGGAGUGGACGCUGCUUUGUGACGCCGGGCUGACAUCUCGCUCACUCGUCGUCCGACCUUUUAUUUCGAAGGAAGAGCCUCGAGACCCCGACGAUGGCAUGGCUUCAUGAUGCCGGCGAAUGUCACGGGAAAGCAGUGCAAAAAGGAAGGUUGGGAAGAGGGCUAAGAACAAAAAAAAACACCCUGUCGAUCUUAGGGAUAGUAUUACUGUUAGCUUCAAGAGAUUGCAAAUAUUAAAAAAACGAAACUGUAUUUUGUGAUUUGUUCGUAGCAGUUUUAGCUUCACGCCCUCUGAGGUGAAUACAGGUAUGUCUAUUAGCUUCCUGCUUGAAUAUUUUCGGGGUUCUCUUCCUCUCUUCUUCCUGUUAUUUCUUUAAUUAAUGAAGAAAAAAAAACUAAAGGCGUGCCCCUGCUUGCUUACUUAACCUGCAUAGACUGUUUCUUUUUGUCCAUGUUCUGCCUUUUUACUAGUUUUAAGCAGCUCCGUCGGCUCCUCUGUGCCUGCUCCCUGUCCCGUUACCGCUGACUGUUGUACAGGAGGGCAUGAGGCCAGACAGACAGACAGACAGGUAGGCUUUUACAGGUAGUUGGCUCAGCCUGAAUGUUUUCCAUUUCCUAUUCUUCAGUAAGCACUACUGCAGCUCAACCCUGUACAGCAGAUUUUUUUCUGAAUGGUUAGCCCUGCAGCUUUGACUUUAUUUAUCCUCCAGCUGAAGCCCCAUUUUCAGCCUAAAAGUCAAAACGAAGACGAGCUCAGAACCCCUUUUUGUGCGUUUUUCCUCACCUCGAAAAAAAAAAAAGCAACACAAAAUAUUUGUACGUCUUUGAUUUUAAAACUUACCUGUUAGAGGAUCCCAGACCAAAAUGACAGUUGCCCUUUUCGAUUGUUGCAGAUUGUUUCCACAUCAAUUAGCCCUCUGAACUCCGAGCAGUUUCUGGACGUUUUAUUUGCUCCUGUCUCAUUUUCACUGCAAUCUAAAGUCCUGCACCUCUGUGGAAGCAGAGCAACCAUGACUAGAAGCAAACAGAACUCAGACGUGUCGUGUGUGUCUGUAUGACACAGUUAGAAUGCUAUUAAUCACACAAAAAGAAAAAGUAGAGUUCCUUUGUUUAUUUUACAAAAGCUGUCAAAACCUGGAACCAACGCGUCCAACUUUCCUUGGAGUUUCUAAGUGCCCGCAGUGGCUCCUGGGAAAAUGAUGAUUCUUUGCAUCGUAGAUAUUUUACUUUUUCCAUUUUUGAUUUGUUUCCACACUUACCUCUCCAGUCCGUUCCAACACGGCCUGCAGUGCAUCUGAAAACUACUCUUUUUUUUUUUUUUUCACGUCACGCUGAGUAGCUAAAGGCUUCACUGUUGCUCUGCAGAGGAUAGAACCAAGUGCAGACACUUUUUUGGUGAGUUAUUAAAUGAGACGCAAAAUGAAGGGAUUUUGAAACGAUUUUAAGAUUCAAUUUGGUUCAGUUUUGCAACCUGAAAGGUCAGUUUGGCUUUUUUUUUGUUUUGUUUUUGUUGUUGUUUUUUUGGUUUUCAAAUCCUGCUAAAUGGGUUUUUUGAAUUCAGAGGGUUAAUUUGCUUUAAAAAUGUACAUUUUUUUUCAUUUAGUUAAUUUUUCAUUUUCAAUUUGAAAAUUUGAUAUUAAUCAAUUUCCAAGUUUCAGCUUAGUUUCCUGUCAAUAGAGAAAUCAAUUGAUCAUCUAAUGGGUCCAGCUCUGUGUUCUUUUUUGUAACUUACAACAGUACAGCCCUUCAGCUAAACUAUCCUUGUGGUUAUUGAUUAGUCUGCAGAUUAAUUUCUUUAAACUGUGUUUGCUUAUUUUGUCUGACCAAUUCUUUAAAAUCCAAAGAUGGUCUGUGUACUUUCACAUAAAUCAAAGAGGGAAAUAGUUCCAAAGGAGAAGCAGGAAUUGAUGAAAUGUUGACUUUUUUACAGAGAGCUCAUCUGAUUUUUUUUUUUUUUUUUUUAAUUUAAUUUUUUUCUGUUUUAGUAUUUAACUGCAACAUUUGACCCUUAUGGUCCGUCAUGAAGUCAUAUUUUUAGGUCAAAGAACGGAGAGUAAAUUUAUUAAGUUCUUGAGGAUGUAGCUGUAAUGGAAGCGGGCUGUCAGAGCCGCGUUGAGUUGGGGAUUGGAGCUUUUAUUUCUGCAGUUUUCGCCCAGCAGAGCAUUUACACGCCGUCAGUCACUUUAGAGCCAAUCAGAGAAGCAGCUGACCAAUCAGGACCCUCUGAGGCUCUGACCCCUCCCUUUAGGUUUCAGACUGCAGCACUGUAAGUAACUUAGUGUCCAGUUUAAACCAGCAGAAAGCUGUUUUCUACCUUAAAAAGUAACAGAUGCGCUCAUUGUUCAUUUCUGUGGGAGGAAAAAAUAUAAGCCUGUUUUUUUAAUUUUUAUUUUCCCGACGGGCGUUUUAUUAAAAGCAGACUUCAGAGAGACGUGUCUAUUUUCCAUGUGAUUGUGCUUUUCAUGUUGCAUUUACAAAAUGUAUUUGAAAAACAAUAAAGACAAAAUCUUCUUGAAUGUGAGGAUGAAUUUGGCCAGAAGCAUCGAGCAGCGAGAUCCUGUUCACGUUCGAAGCUCACCACGUGGAUCUGAGCCGGGCUGGUUCUGCUGGUUUUUGUUGCAGAGUAAGAACUAAACGGACUCGGAUCAGUCGAUGACUUUCCACUCUGAGAUGUUUCAGGGCCGCUGGAGCUCUGACGGCAGAUUUGUGGUCGUAUCAGUUCAGAUCUGAGCUUAGACUUUGAGGCUUUUUGUGUUUCUGUCUCUCUGUAGACUUUGAGAACUGGUGGAAUCAGUCUUUAAAUAAACUAUGUUCUCCCUUGA